GUGUUGAUUGUUGGAUGUGGUGUAUUUGGACUCUCCACUGCCCUAGAAUUGGCCAGAAAGGGUUACAAGGUGAAAGCUAUAGAUCUUUAUCCAAUCCCAUCAAAAUGGGCAGCAUCGAACGAUUUAAACAAGAUCAUUAGAACUGAAUAUGCUGAUAUUUUCUAUACAAAGCUUUCAGUGGAGGCUUUAAAACUAUGGGAGAAUGAUCCUUUGUACAAAGAUGUCUAUUUCAAAAGUGGUAGAAUCACGUUAUCCCCAAGUUCUAAAGAGAAUCAACAUCGUACCAAGUUUGAAAAUCAAGGUUUUGCAAAUUUGGCUAAACUGGGUGUCGAUGUUUCAGGUAUUUUCGAGAUUGAUAAUGGUGCUAAGCUAACUGGAUUAUUCCCACAGUUUAAAGGUAAUGAUUUUGGUGAAAUCAGUGCAAAGUUCAAUCCUAAUGCCGGUUAUGGCCAUGCUUCAAACUCCUUAUUGAAUGUGUAUCAAGAGGCUAGAAAACUAGGUGUUGAAUUCAUAUUUGGUACUAAAGGUAAUGCCAAAAAAAUCAUAAACAACAAUUCCAUUCAAGUAGAAUCUGGUGAUGUUUACACAGCUGAUAAAAUCUUGAUUGCAGCCGGUGCAGCUACUGGAUUCUUGGUUGAUUUGAAGGAUCAGAUAAGGGCAUUAGGCCUAUUUGUUACCCACAUUCAACUGACCCCAGAUGAAUAUACCAAGUUCAAAGAUAUUCCUAUCUUUUUUAGUGCAGAAUAUGGUUAUUUCUUCCCACCAGAUGCUAAACAUCAUCAUAUGAAAAUAGCUUUAACGUAUAGUGAUGCUGAAAAUAAGAUCCCUGAUCCUUUUAAUAGUGAUAAAUUAUUGUCAUUACCUCGCUUCAAAGAGCAAAAUCAACAAGACACAUUCCCUAAAAAAGGUGAAUCCCACGUCAGAAGACUAUUACAAAAGACAAUUCCAGAGUUGAGUCAACAUGAAUUAUACAAUUCAAAGUUGUUCUGGAUUAGUGAUUCUCCAACUAAUGAUUUUUUGAUUGAUAAACUUCCAGAUUCUGAAAAUAUCGUUGUUGCUUGUGGUGAUGCUGGACAUGGCUACAAGUUCCUACCAAAUAUUGGGAAAUAUAUAACUUUAAAGAUGCAAGGUAAAUUAGACGAAAUUACUAGUAAGAGAUGGAGUUGGAAA
Hansenula anomala is the source of this 1170-nucleotide messenger RNA. RefSeq names its product FAD-dependent oxidoreductase. Gene Ontology annotation, molecular function: flavin adenine dinucleotide binding; sarcosine oxidase activity; saccharopine oxidase activity. The record is from RefSeq and is a predicted model, not a curated record. The transcript has a single exon. The annotation marks the transcript as partial. Lineage: Eukaryota; Fungi; Ascomycota; Saccharomycetes; Phaffomycetales; Wickerhamomycetaceae.